AUGACUGAGCGCAAAAUUGCGAUACCAAUAGAAGAAUCAUCUGAUACAAAGCUUGAUCCGACAGAAGAACGAAUUUUAAAGGAUCAAAUUAGUUUCACUGAAAGAAAAGAAUCAUAUACUACUUUAUAUCGAUUCGCUACCAAACUUGACUGGAUAAUAAUAAUUGCACGACAAAUCCGUGAACAGUAUUUUCGCGCAAUUCUUAGACAAAAUAUAGCUUAUUUUGACAAAUAUGGCUUAGGUGAAGUUACUACUCGCAUUACUUCUGAUGUACACUUGAUACAAGAUGGUAUCAGCGAAAAAGUCGCUCUCGCUUUUCAAGCAGGAAUAAUCGCUGAAGAAACUAUUUCAACCAUCAGAACUGCAGUGGCUUUUGGUACUCAAAAGGCACUAUCUAACCUUUACGAUACUUACUUAGCUGAUGCAAGAAAAGAAGCGUUUAAAAAAUCUUUGUUUAAUGGUUUUGCUAUUGGCAUAAUGUACUUUUGCAUCGCUGCAACUCAUGCUCUUAACCUUGCCGCUGGUGCUGGUUCAAAAAUAUUUGAAACUAUUGAUCGUGUUCCCUCGAUUGAUAUUGCUUCUGAUACCGGAGAUAAGCCUGAAAAUGUUGUGGGUUAUAUUCAACUUAAAAAUAUAAAUUUCGUUUAUCCGACUCGCCCUGAUGUUAAAACUUUGAAUGAUGUAUCAUUUGACGUUGAACCCGGCUCUACUGUUGCUCUAGUUGGUUCCUCAGGUUCUGGUAAAAGUACUAUUAUGUCUCUCAUACUUCGCUUCUAUGAUCCUAUUUCUGGUGGUGUAUUUCUCGACGGACGUGAUAUUAAAUCUCUUAAUUUAACUUGGCUUAGAAGACAAAUAAGUCUUGUAAAUCAAGAGCCUGUACUUUUUAAAGCUACUAUAGCUGAAAAUGUAUCUUAUGGAUUGGUCAGUUCUAUUUAUGAAAAUCUAUCUGACAAUGAAAAACGUGAAAUGAUUGAAAAUGCCUGUAAGAUGGCUAAUGCUCACGAUUUCAUUAUGAAUUUUCCUGAUAAAUAUGAAACUAUGGUUGGUGAACGUGGAGCUUUAUUAUCGGGCGGUCAAAAACAACGUAUCGCGAUUGCUCGUGCUAUUAUUAAAGAUCCAAAGAUUUUGUUACUCGAUGAAGCUACUAGUGCUCUUGAUACACAAAGUUUUUAUUCUAAACUUGUUGAAAUUCAACAGAUUCAAUCUUUAGAAUCUUUAGAAGCUGAAGAAAACCUUAAUAGAUUGAAUUCAUUUAUAACUCCGCUGAAAGAUGAUGUUACUGAAUCAUUCACUAUCAAGGAUGAAGAUCACAAGUAUUUAUUGUCUUCUCAUUUGAAUCAAAAAUCUGAUAUUGAAAUGGGAUUAGAACAUCAUUUUACUGCUUGGGAAUUGAUCAAAAAAGUAGCGUCCAUCAAUAAACCUGAAUUUUCUACGCUUUCCAUAGGUUGCAUUUACACGGUUUCUGCUGUUAUCCUUGCUAAUAUUGUUCAAACAUUCUCAGAAACUGGAAAUACUUUACGUCAUGAUGCAACUUUCUGGUCUCUUAUGUUUCUUGGACUUGCUGUGAUAAACUUUUUCGCGUAUUUUAUUCAAAAUGUUGCACUUGGAUUUUCAAGUGAAAAGCUUACCGAACGAAUCCGAUCUAUGUCUUUUUCUUCUAUUUUACGACAAGAUAUUUCCUUUUUUGAUGAUGAAAAUCAUGGUGUGGGUGUUUUGACUAGUCACUUAUCAUUAGAUAUAACUCAUAUUAAUGGUUUGGCUGGUUUUAGACUUGGAAAUAUAUUACAAGUACUGGCUUUGAUAUUUGUUUCCGUAAUAGUGGCUUUUAUAGCUGGUUGGAAGUUCACUUUGGUCUGUUUAUGUUGUGCACCUUUAAUGAUUGGUGCUGGAUUAUUGCAUAUAAAAAUGAUAAGUGGUUUUCAUCAAAAAUCUAAGAAAGCUUAUGAAUAUUCUGCCCAAGUAGUUUGUGAAGGUGUUGAUAAUAUUCGAACGGUUGCUGCUUUUACUCGUGAAGAUGAUUUAUGGAGAAUAUAUCAUAAUUUACUAGAUGAACCCAUGCGCCAAGGUAUUAAAAAUGCUUUAUUAGGCUCCAUUACCUUUGCUUUCUCAAACAGUAUGUACCUUUUAGUAGAUGCUUUAACAUUUUGGUAUGGUAGUAAAUUGUUUAUGGACGAUGAAUAUGAUCUUUUAAAAACGUUUACGGUUCAUAACACCAUUAUAAUGGGAUCAUCAUUUGCUGGUCGUCUCCUUGCUUAUGCUCCAGAUAUGGCCAAAGCAAAAUCUGCAUCUGCCACCAUAAUAUCAUUAUUAGAACGUGUUCCUAUAACUGAUACAUGGUGUCAAAGUGGUGAAAAGUUUAAAACUGUCCAAGGUCACCUUAAAUUUUCUGAUGUCCAUUUUCAUUAUCCGAUUCGAUCUAGUGUUCCAGUUCUUCGAGGUUUAAAUUUAGAUGUCAAACCCGGUCAAUACGCGGCAUUAGUUGGCCCAUCAGGAUGUGGUAAAAGUACUAUAAUAAGUCUUAUUGAAAGGUUUUAUGAAGUGACGAGUGGUGAAAUUACAAUUGAUGGAUUAAAUAUUGCUAAAAUGAAUGUGAACAAUCUUCGAGAGCACAUUGCUCUUGUAAGUCAAGAACCAUCUUUGUAUGAUAUGACUAUAAAGGACAAUCUUUUUCUCGGUUGUCGACCUGGACAAAAUAUUACUCAAAAUGAUAUAGAAAAGGCAUGUCAGGAAGCAAAUAUUCAUGAAUUUAUUGUUAGGUUACCUAAAGGUUAUGAUACAUAUGUUGGUAAACGAGGAAUACAACUUUCUGGCGGUCAAAAGCAACGAAUUGCUAUUGCCAGAGCACUUAUUCGAGACCCAAAAAUUUUAUUACUUGAUGAAGCAACAUCAGCUUUGGACUCGGAAUCAGAAAAGGUUGUACAAGAAGCUCUUGAUGUUGCUGCUCGUGGGAGAACAACCUUAGCAAUUGCACAUAGAUUAUCAACAAUUCAGCAUGCUGAUGUUAUAUUUGUUAUAAAAGAUGGUAAAGUUCAUGAACAAGGCACGCAUAAAGAACUAUUAAAACUACAGGGAAUUUAUUAUAUGAUGGUACAAGAACAACACUUGGGAGAAUUGAAUUGA
Racocetra fulgida is the source of this 3120-nucleotide messenger RNA. NCBI's taxonomy places the organism in Eukaryota, Fungi, Glomeromycota, Glomeromycetes, Diversisporales, Gigasporaceae. The record is from the annotation of a GenBank genome assembly.